AUGGAAGAGGCACUGAAAAAAUGUCUCAACGAGGAUGUAAAACCGUAUGGUCGCGGUGGAGGUGGUUGUAUAAACACUGGCCAGGGCUAUGAAACCAAGUCUCUUGGGAAGAUAUUCGUUAAGACGAACAGGAAAAAUGGAUCUGAAACCAUGUUCCGUGGUGAAAUGGCCUCGUUGAAAGCGAUGUAUGAAACAGAUACAGUUCGUGUGCCGAAACCGAUCGAUGUGGUGAAUUUGGGUGCUCACGGAUGGGCUCUGGUCACUGAAUACAUCGAAAUGGGUGGUGGAAAUCGUGGAGACCUGGUCACACUUGGGACACAAUUGGCAAGGAUGCACAAAUAUAAUGAGGACCGCCUUAACGAAUCUGCUCGUAGUGAAAGCUUUGUGGGUGGAUCCGCCAGCGGUGAUAGCUACAAAAACGGUGUGAAGCAAUUCGGAUUCCACACAGUGACAUGCUGCGGAUUCAUUCCUCAACCAAAUGAUUGGUGUGAUGAUUGGGCGACGUUCUUUGUCAGAAAUCGAUUGAAGGUUCAGGUUGAUCUGUUGAUUCAGAAAGGGAGUAGAGAGAUAUUAUCCGUGUGGCCGGAGCUGGAGAGGAAGGUGACAGCACUUCUCGCGCCAUGUGCCGGUGUGGUUCCUGCCUUGGUGCACGGGGAUUUGUGGGGUGGCAAUUGGUCCAGCACCAGCGAAGGUCCAGUGAUUUUCGACCCAGCAAGUGCUUUUUGUGAUCCUGAAUUUGAGCAAGGCAUUAUGAACAUGUUUGGCGGAUAUGGAAGUGAUUUCUGGGCAGCCUACCACAAAGUGCUGCCAAAAAGGCCAGAUAGGGAGAAACGAAUGGUCAUAUACGAGCUAUUCCAUCACCUCAAUCACUGGUAA
Messenger RNA from Haemonchus placei, 876 nucleotides. Lineage: Eukaryota; Metazoa; Nematoda; Chromadorea; Rhabditida; Trichostrongylidae. The record is from the annotation of a GenBank genome assembly.